GUACGUAGAUCUAAGCUGACAGGCCAAUGUGAGAGCCUACCAAAGUCCUGGGGAAAAGACGAAAUAAUGGAAAGUGGAUAUGACUUUGCGAAGAAGAUCUUCGUGCAGGAAAACUUUCAGCCACCGCGUGAAGUUGAGGACGCCAAACCCAUGUACUGGAAGAUUCCUGGAGCAUUGAAAACCGGUGCAAAAUUGGACGUGUUCAUGACGCUCCUGUCUGAAUUUCAAGGUCCAUCUCUUUGCCUGACUAGCUUGCAGGAAGAAGAAGAAGGCGCAAUUUUAAAUCGAGGUCACUACUUCAAUUUAAACUUCCUUGUUAAACGCAUUCAGGUUUACGAAGGUGUCGACGGAUCAUCUAAGGGCGAUAAAUACAUCGAAAAUUGGUCUGUAAAAGCCGGUUCAAAGCUGGAGGUUAAGAUGUCCUGGCUUGCUCAGAAAGACUCAGUUGCGGUAUAUGCUAACGACGUAGAGUUGCUUACGUAUCGGCUCAAUGUUAGUCUUGACGCAAUGAAGCAGAUCUGUAUAUAUGAAGUAAAUAGACCGGACACACGUUUAACAGCCACUGUCGACCGCAUCCAGUUCACUGCAUAGUACACAAUGCCCGCAUAUAAUCGGACAAUGUUUACAACAAAGUACAGAUUGGAUGUCGAUAUAUUAAAUUUCUGCCGUGUAUUAGUUUGAUAUUCUGUCGCCUUUAUCUAUUUACUUCACCCGAGUUCAAUGUGCUUAGGGUUAGCUAUUUUGAUCACUCCCAAUCCGUCUUCUGUCCGUCCGUCAUUUUCUGUAAAUCCUUUCUCCUAUUUUACAUUAUGGACUUUAAUAAAUCAUUAUUAUUAUAAUUAUACCAGAUUUAAAUUACACUUAAAAGAUGUAAGUUUCUUAAAGAAUUCUUUAUUAUAGUUGUUCAAUAAGAUCGAAGCCAUGCAAAACCCUUCGUUUAUAGCACAGCUUACAGUAAAAAGAAUAACUCGUGUUUGAAAAUGCGGGCCCGAUUUUAAGAGGACUCUCCAUAAAUAAUGAUUCUUGCGUGUAUAUAGCAGAAACUUUAUAUUCUUGUCAGAAACAGAUGGCCAAUUUUAAAAUGAUUUCAAACAAUGACUUUUUUGGUAACACUUUACCACAUUAUUCAAAUUAUCUGCUUGUUAAUUAUUAAAGUAUCUUUUUCCCCCGAAA
Molecule: messenger RNA, 1173 nt
Organism: Mercenaria mercenaria
Lineage: Eukaryota; Metazoa; Mollusca; Bivalvia; Venerida; Veneridae
Exons: 5
Coding region: 67-591 (174 amino acids)
Source: RefSeq, a predicted model, not a curated record